Lachancea fermentati is the source of this 2196-nucleotide messenger RNA. The record is from the annotation of a GenBank genome assembly. Lineage: Eukaryota; Fungi; Ascomycota; Saccharomycetes; Saccharomycetales; Saccharomycetaceae.
AUGACCGGACUUACAGAAACUUUAGAUUCGGUAUCUCAGGUGAACUCGAUGGAAGAUAUCUCGAUAUCAUCUAUUCAGCCGAUAACUUCAAAUAGAAGCGCGGAGAGUUUGAUUCCAAACAACCCAUCACCAGAAAAUGAAUCUUCUACACAUGAGGAUCCAAUUUUAAAUAAAUACAAGGAAGCGUGUCAACAUGGUGACCUUGCAGUGGUAAAGGAAAUGAUCGAAACAGGCUUGAUUGAUGUGAGGCAUGAUUAUACUGAAAAGGAAAGAAUAUCGGGACUUCAUUGGGCGAGUAUCAAUAAUAGACUUUCGGUGGUCAAAUACUUAGUGGCCAAAGGUGCAGAUGUAAAUUUUCCCGGCGGUGGUUUGAACGCAACUCCACUUCACUGGGCGGCUCGAUAUGGCUACGUCUACAUUGUUGAUUUCCUAUUGGAGAAUAAGGCAGAUCCAACUUUGACCGACGAUCAAGGUUUCAAUUUAUUACACCUCUCUAUCAAUUCAUCGAAUAUAAUGUUGGUGCUGUAUGUUCUUUUUUUUGUGGUUGGUGAGAAAGUCAACAUUGAUUGCACAGAUCCAAAUGGCAGAACAGCAUUACUUUGGGCCGCUUAUCAAGGAGAUUCUUUGUCCGUAGCUGCACUCCUGUAUUUCAAGGCGAAUUACAAGAUUGUAGAUAAUAAGGGAUUUUCUCCUCUCCAUUGGGGUACUGUCAAGGGCCAACCUCAAGUUUUGAAAGAACUUAUUGCCAACGGAGCAGAUUUUUUCCAAAAAACUUCAGAUAAUAAGGACUGCUUUGUAAUUUCGCAAGAGAUGAAUACCGUCGAAAGUUUGAAUAAUGCUCUAUAUGAAUGUGGUUUCAACAAAGAAGGAUAUCCUAUCACAAGAUUAUUUAAACGCCCUACGCUUGCAAAAAUCGUGACAUUUAUUAUGCCCUGGCUUGCUAUGGGCAUUCUUUUCAAGUCGAUUGCAAUCAUGCAUCCGAUAUUCUCGAUCUGUUUUUCAAUUUUAUUUGGUUUUGGUAUAUACCAAUUUCUUGCGAAACUAGUAAUUCCUUCCUACUAUCUGAAAAAAGACAGAAACCUUUUAUUGAAAACACCUUUCUUUGCGGGGAUCCUAUCGGCAACUCUUUUCUGGACGUCUUUUAUUUGGAUUAUUAAAAUGAUAUCUCUUACGAUAAGCGAAGAACCUAAAACCAACGCAUUAUUUAUGUUCUUCUUUGUUAUGACAACGACACUAUUCAUGAAAUUAGUUUCAUCAGAUCCUGGUUCGAUCCCUAAAGACAGUGAUCAUGAUAAAAUUAAAAGCAUUAUCAAGCAACUGCUCGAGAUUGGUAAAUUCGAUGCCAAACAUUUUUGCAUACACUCAUUUGUGAGAAAACCUCUGAGGUCUAAAUAUUCCUCCUUCAGCAAGGCUCUGAUUGCGAGGUUUGACCACUUUUGCCCUUGGAUAUACAAUGACGUGGGACUAAAAAAUCACAAGAAUUUCCUGUUCUUCAUUCUCUGUCUAGAAAUGGGUGUACUUACGUAUGCCAAACUCAGUUUGGAAUAUUUUGAUGCCCUGGAGGACAAGUAUGAUAAAGAUCUAGAGUGCUGGCUUUUAAGUGAAGAUUUGUGUUCAGGAUAUCAUUACGAUAGAUUUGCUUUCAUUCUUUUGGGAUGGACGUGUUUCCAAGGCAUAUGGGUGUUUUCCCUAAUAGUUGUACAAUUUUUCCAAAUGUUAAAAGGCCUUACUAACUAUGAGCUAAGUGACUUAUCAAAGCAAGCACAUAGCCACAACAUUAUCAAUGAAUAUUUUACUACCACGCCAACUGAGCUGAUGGACGAACAAGAACUUAGAGAUAUGAAUGAACCUGCGCUCGAACAGCAAAGUCCAUUGCAUCAAAAAUCUAGAACUUGUUUCGGCAUGUGUUGUGCCCUUAUCGGUUUCGAUCAAAUGGUCCUACUUGUUAAAGAAACAUUGGGACUUGUACAAAGAUCCGAGAGGCGUCCCGUUUCAAGGCUAAAAUUGCUGUCAGACUAUGGAUGGAAAACCAAUUUGAAAGACUUUUGGUUAACCAGCGACACAACAGCACCGUUGUGGCAAAGACUGUUCUUCUCUCCCACAAAUUUCAAAGCUUUGCUAAAUGGUACUCAAGUAAAUUAUGCUGAGCUCUACAACCUUCCAGAGCAUUACAUCAGGCCCGAAGAGAUCGUAUAA